Molecule: messenger RNA, 1268 nt
Organism: Solanum dulcamara
Lineage: Eukaryota; Viridiplantae; Streptophyta; Magnoliopsida; Solanales; Solanaceae
Product: uclacyanin 1-like
Exons: 2
Coding region: 132-956 (274 amino acids)
Cellular component (GO): plasma membrane
Molecular function (GO): electron transfer activity
Source: RefSeq, a predicted model, not a curated record
UUUGCAGAGUUGCAUUAAAUAGCUAGCUAAGAUCUUGCAAGAGAAAAGACACAACUUUUAAGACAUAGAAAAUUAGCUAAUUUGGCAGCAGUAAUACAGCCAAAUUAGCUAAUUCUUUGUUGAGUGAAGUUAUGGAAAUGCUAAGAAUGUUGAUGAGCUUGGCUGCCAUAGCCAUGCUGCUUGGCUCUGCCAUGGCAACAAAUUACACUGUGGGAGGACCUAAUGGUGGAUGGGACCAAUCUACUGAUGCUCAAGCAUGGGCUGCAUCUAAAACCUUCUUCGUCGGAGACAAUCUAAUUUUUUCAUAUGCUCUAAGCCAUUCUGUGCUUGAAGUCACAAAGGCUGGUUUUGAGUCCUGCCAGAUAACAUCUCCUAUCGCAAUUUAUACUGGAGGCAUGACAGUAAUCACUCUAGCUUCUGUAGGCAAGAGAUACUUCAUAUGUGGAACUGGUGGACAUUGUCAUGUAGGAGGAAUGAAACUCGAAAUCAACACUCUUCCCAAGGCUUCUCCACCACCACCAGCCAAACCGGCUACUCCACCAACAGCAACCCCCAAAGCUCCACCACCAUCAACCCCCAAAACUCCACCACCAACUCCCAUGACUACACCACCAUCAGCCCCUUCCACCACCCCAGUUGCUUCCCCUCCCUCUUCAUCGCCAUCUCCCAAGUCUUCAUCAGCACCCUCACAAAAAUACGCACCUAAAAUUUCCCCUGCAUGGUCACCUUCCAAGUCCUCCCAUGCUCACAGCCCAGCCAUGCCUCCUACUGGCGUUCCAACAUCCCCAACUGGUGAGGCCCCGGGAUUGCCACCUUUUGCUGAAGCACCCGGAUUGCCACCUUCUGGUGCUUCUGCACCUACACCAUCUGUUUUUUCAUCGGCUGAUAAAAUCAGUGUCGUUACUGGUUCUACUGUGGGGUUUGGCUUUGUGGUUAUGAUGAUGUUCCUUCUAUAAGCCUUCAAACAAUAUUUUGAAGAUGUCAUUUUUUCGUUUUAUGUUUCAUUCAAUUCUAUUUUGUGCCUGAUUUUCCUCAGUCCUGGUUGUUUCUUCAACAUUCCAUCUUAUGAAUGUGCAAAUUAUUGACGAAGCUAUAAUGGACUUCAACAUUGAGAUUUUCUCAAGUAUUGCCAUGGAUUCUUUCAGCUUUGGAUACUUUCUCGAUUUAGUAGAAUCAGUAGAGGCAAUAAAUGUGGAAUCUUACACAACCUAUACUGCUGUCUAUCAAAGGUUCAAAGAAACUAACUGAAGUAAUUUCCUCAACAUAUU